Lymnaea stagnalis (great pond snail) is the source of this 9029-nucleotide messenger RNA. Lineage: Eukaryota; Metazoa; Mollusca; Gastropoda; Lymnaeidae. The record is from the annotation of a GenBank genome assembly.
AUGUUGACUGUGUCGACUUCCUAGAUUGAUUCUACCACGUAAACUAAAAUUGUGACGUUCCUAUGUUCAAAAAAGGAUAGGCCUACAGUUGUUUUAUGUAGAGACUACACAUCCUAGAUCCUAAUGAUGUCUAAUAUACAGGAGGUAGGCCUAAUUUAAAUUAAUUAGGUUAAUUAUUAGAAGCCUAAUCACAUUCAUAGUAAUUAGGUCUUGAGACUGUUAACUGUGGUUUGAUGGAUUAGUCUUUAACUUUGGUCUUUAGUUUUAGUUUAUUCGAAAAUAAAUUAUAAUUUGGGUUGCCGAGCCGCUAUCGCCAAUCUUUUCCAUACCUCCCCCCCCCCCCCCUUUUUCCAUUUCAUUUACUGAACUGAUGUACACUGAACUAAAAACCUUCCCGCUAGUAAGUUAAGUAAGGAUUCGUAGGUCCUAAUACUAAUACGUGUAGUUAUAUUGUUAUAUAUAAUAUACUUUUUUUAUUGGGGGUCCUAAGUUAGGACCUAACUGGUCUUAGACUUAGAGUUAGAGUGUCUUGGCUUAGUCAAUCCACUCUUAGUUCAGUCUUCUUAAGUCACUUAGACUCUAAUGUCUCUAGGCUAACAACUCAGUCAACUGCUUGGUGAUUCUCUGGUGCGGUCUUUUAAUUUUAAGAAAAUAGAAAUUAUAUAAAAAAAUCAUAGAAAAAUGACAAGAAGUUUGUUAUUUUGACCCCCCCUACAUUUAUUUGUAUAAUUAGCGCACAGUUUAGCCUCCCAAAUUUUCACUAGCACACCUCUACUAUGUUGGGCGUAGUAUCUGCACAUCAGGUGGAUUAAGGUGGUGGCACAUCAGGUGGAUUGGGGCGGUGGUACGUCAGGUGGAUUGUUACAUAUGAUGCUUUUUCAGGGGCUUAGGCUUAGCAAUAACAGUGACAGUUGAUUUUGUUAUUUUAAAAAAUUGAAUUCCAUGUGAGUCUAACAGUAUAACUUCUAUCUUUAGACUUAGAAAGUUAUAAGAGUUCAAAGGUGAGUCAUGUGAGCUUUUCUUUCCAAGUUCAUAGUGACCAGACUAGCAAGUUUGGAGGAUGAAACAGUUGAACAGAUUGAUGAAGACAGUAAUGAAAUUAGACUAAUGUAGAAAGUAAUUUUGAUGAUCUUUUACUUGAAGAUAUAUCUGAAACAGACUAUAAAAAUCAAUACAGUUACAUCAGUAGAUAAUAAAAUGGUUGGCAACAGUGGCCAUCACCAGUGGGUGAACUUAAUGACUCUCUAUAAACUUGUCUGUUCUGUUUCAUCCGGUACCAGGCUACAAGGGUCAUGGGUCCAUGGGUACUGUACUUGAGCAGGUGUUAUUCUAAUUUCUGACAGCCCACUCAUGAUAGUUAACUUAACACCAUUCUCUAAUUAUCUAGUUACAAUUCAAAGGCCUCAGAUGGAUUGUCAUUAUGAGGAGUUCUUUGGAUUAGGUUCUUGAAAAUGUUUGGAAUGGGAGUUGUGAAUUGUGAGUUGUUUUGGUAUUCUUUUGGUGUGAUUAGCUGAAAGUUCAAGGUUUGUAGACAUGUGAAGUAUAUAAAUGGUGUGUGAACAUGUGAUGAAAUUUAGUGCAGAGUAAAGUCAGAGAGUCAACUUAGAGCAUGUUGGUUUGUCAAGUUAGUUUUUCGAGAUUUUUUAGUGCAGGGUUGGUAGUUGCUCAAAAUUCUUAGUUUUCGUCAAAGUAAAUACCGGUAUAGGAUGUUAUAAUGUAAAGUUAUUGUGAAUAAAGUUAUUGUGGAUAUUGUGAAUAAAGAUUUGUUGUUAUUUCAAUUAGUGUUAUUGCUGCUUUUAGUUGUUAUCAAGUAUGGCUAGCAAGUCAUAAACAUUCAUAGACAACAUAUGCUUGAACAUAUGCCCACCAGUAGACAUACUAGGAGAGUUCGUAACAUUUGAGAGGCUCGUCAGGUGUUGUCAAGUGUUAAUGUUACUAAACAUAAAAUUAUGCCUAUAAAUGUUUACAUAAAUUAAAGCCUUUGGCUGAAAUAUGGUUUGGUAGCUCUUUCUAGAUUUCAUAACAGCAAUAGAAAUGAAAUAAAUAGAUGGAUAUAUUCUUUCUUAAACCACAGCAGACAAGACUCAGAUGGAGCAAAACAUGCAUCUAAUUAUUUUUUUUUGCAUAGUCGUAAAAAUAAGAUCUCUUGGAAAACGUGAAGAAUUUAGAGAAUGUAUUCAUUGGUCAAAAUUAGGCAACUUUUUAAUAUUUUACAAAAUAUAAGUGUCAAGAUGCCAUGUAAUAAUAAUAGCGUAAAACACCACAGCGAUAGCUAGCUAUACUAAAGCAUGUACACACUCAAUGUAAAUUAAAAGUAGCAAAAUGCUGUGUGCUUGGAACUAUUCAAGCUAGUUUCACUCAUGAACACUGACUGACCAUCACAUGACCAAGACCAACAUUUCACCCAUCCCCUCCUCUAAGCUGACGCUGACAUCCGUAUGGGUCCUACCUCAGGGAGACCAAGUCUACCACAUUUGAAUAAAGACAGAUGAUUUGUGGAAAGCAAAAUAAUUCCUAAUUAUUUCACUGCUCUAUCUGACCACUUCAGAUUGUCCCUUUUCUUACACUUUUUUCUUUUUAGCAAACUGUAAGAACAAAUAAAUGCAUAGUACUCAAGACCUUAUUUUCCUUGGAUUUUUAAACCAAAGUUAAAACUGUCAGCCUCUGACCAAUCACCAUCUCUGCAUGGCUACAUAUAGGCUCUGUUAUAUUUCUUAAACUAAUUAUUAAAUGGGCCUAUACCAUAAAAUCAUUUUUUAUUGCAAAACAAAUUAAAAUGGGGAAUAGGAAGUGAAUAAAUUUUUUUUUAAAAUGAGUUUAGAAAUGUCUUUAUUUUGCAGAAUGGGUAUAAUGAUACUUACCUCUUUGAUCCAGAGGUAUUUUUGAGAAUAGAUGAAAGUAAGUUCAAAUCAGACUAUAAAAAUGAUGUGACACCAUUAAAACCUGGUGUGAAUCUUCAAAUUCGACCAUUACGCCUUGGUGAUUUUGACAAAGGUAGGUACCACCAGUAUUGAAAGUUAAACUGUAAAAUGUUCUUUAUAUAUCUAUUCAAAGCAAUCCUGCUUGUUUUCUGAGGAUGCAGUAUUUCUUUUUUUAACAGCUGGCUUUUCCUCUAUUAAAUUGUUGUCAUUAUUGUCGAGGCUUUAGUGAAAUAAUGAGCUGUCACGGGGGUGGCAAGAUAUGUGUAAAUUUAUUGAAAGUCAAAAAAAAAUUUGACCUAAUAUGACACACCUAUAAAAGUUCUUAAGAACCCAGGGAUGUCAGUAAAAAUAGAAAUUCCUUUACAAUCUUUUGAUUUGAAAAAAAAAUGGAAAAGCUAAGCAAUUAUGAAUUCUUUCAGCUUGCUUUAAAUUUGUAUCAUCAUAUGCAUAAGAAAUUACACACUGGUGAGGAUAUCAUACAGUAAACUAAUGCAAUAAAAUAAGCCCAUGUCUUGACUUAUAGUCAUAUAUUAAUAGGGAUAUUUUUAAUUUUUAUUAAAGCUAUAUGGGAUCCAUUAUUUUGUAUUAAUAUAAUAAAUUAUUAAGAUUUUAAAUAUUGUAAGCAUAUUUCAUUUAUUGAGAUGACAACUCCCGGCUUUCACUGAAUGUAGCUAUAGAAUUUCAAACUUUGCUUUUGAUCUUGACAGGUUUUCUGGAUUUGUUGAAAGAGUUGACUGUGGUUGGAGAUGUCUCUCAGGAACAGUUCAUUAGUAAGUAGAACAUUUACGUUUUCCAUUUUCCAAAUUUGGAAAAUUUGUUUUGGAAAAUUUGUAAUGUUUGAAUAUGUUUAAAAUAUCCUGCUUAUGCAUCAUGAUUGCUCAAUAUCUUAAUAAUGAUAGUGUUUUAACUGUAUAUUGUUCCUACGUUUAAGUUAAUUGUAACUUACAUAUCUCCACAACUAUUCCAUAAAGGAUUUUAAUAUAUAGAAAUUUAAUAAAUUAUUUUCAUUGAUAAAAUAAUGGUCAAACUUUUAUAUCAAUAUAACAAAAUAAAUAUUUAAUUAAAUUUCUUCAAUUUACUUAAAAUUUCAGCUCAGUUCAAUAAAAUGAAAGCAUGUUCAGAUACUUAUUACAUAACUGUGAUAGAAGACACAUCAAAGAGCCAGAUAAUAGGGACCGCCACUUUGGUGAUGGAAAAAAAGUUUAUCCACCAGGCAACAGCUGUGAGUUUGCUUUUAAUCUAUAGAAAUGUAUAGUCUGUGCUCUUGUUCUCUCUUGUCUUUACUAUUGUAACUCUCUUCUGUCAGGUUCACCAAAACAUUUCAUAGAAAAACUGCAGAAAGUUCAAAACUCAGCUGCUAGAUUAGCAGCUUACUGAACUUCUUUCUGUCUAUUCACCCCUUUGAAAGCUUUGCUCCUCUGCAGACACACAUAUUCUUUCUGAUCCCAGAACACACACUAAAACAUAUGGUUAAAGAUCUUUCUCUUUCUGUGCCCCAAAACAAUGGAAUUCUCUCCCAUUACACAUACGGAAAAUACUGACCGUCCCAGCCUUCAAAAUCACCUUCAAGAUACUUCUCUUCAAACUGUACUAUACCAACUUAUUCUAACUGAUAAACAACACUCAAUGCUGCUGGGAUCUGUCCAUGGCUAGACAGGGGUCGAUAGUACUUGCUUAGGUGAGGUCAAGCUUUUUACCAAUUGUUGUUGCUAAAUGUAUUAUUUUCUAUAAUUGCUAAGUUAAUGUGAAGCGCAGUGAGCCUAGCCCUAGGCUGGGGUACUGUGCUAUAGAAAACCACCUUAAUAAUAAUAGUAUAAAAUUAGAGAAGCAGUAAUGUACUUUGACUUCUUACAGUGUGAAUAGAUGAUAUAUGGAAAGAAACUUUUAUACAAAGAAAACAUUUCAUAUUUAAGAUUUCAUAUGACAUUAAAAUAUUCAAUUAUUUAUUAAAUUUUUAUUAUUUUUUUUGUUGCAAUCCCAGCGAGCCAGAAUAGAAGAUGUUGUUGUAGGUAAUGAUUACAGAGGUCUGCAGUUAGGAAAGGUGUAAGUAACUUUUCUCUUGUUUGAAAUUUGAUUCUAAUUUAUGUUUGACUCUUAGCUCUCUCUGAACUGCAAUAAGAACUGCUUGUGUAAUAAUAUUUACUGCUACAGAAGAGACAGAAUUGAUGUGUUACUAAUAUCUUGGAUGGAACCACUGACCCUUUUUUAAAUUAUAUUUCUUUUUAUCUUACAAACACAGAUUAGUAGAUCUGCUGGUGUGCCUUAGUCAAGUUCUGGGAUGCUACAAGGUAUCUCUUGAAUGUAAGGAACACAAUGUCAAGUUCUAUGCAAUGUUCGGUUUUGAAAAGUCUCCAGAGCAGAACUUCAUGCAGAUACGAUUCUUUGAUUGACAGCAACCUUGGGGAUAGUUUUCCUCAUGACUAUAAUGAGACAUGUUGUAUAUUCCGGUGCAAGAGGAUUUUCUUUUUUUAAUCAGAAUUAUUUUUUUAUAGGAUAUUUUUUGGCUAUGAAAUCAAAACACUUUAAAAAAAAGUUUGAUAAAUAAAUGUUAAAAAAGAAAAUUAAAUUACACAAAUAUUAAUACUAUUUUACCAUUAACUUUCUGAGGCAACAGUAAACCUGGUAUGUGUGGCCCUCUCCUCUAUCACCAAACUAUUUCUUUACUCAACCGCAUGAUAUUCACAGAGCAGUUUGAGACAAGGACUCUAUUUUUAACUUUUAACAACAUGUUUAUUGGUACAGAUCUAUGGGAAAUGUUUGAGUAAAAUAUUUUAGGGUAAAGUAAACAAAUCUUGGUGUAAAUUACCCCUUAACUCCAUUGUUGUACUUGGAGUCACUUGAAUUUAUCAAUAAAUCAACAUGCUCAUUUUUAGUUCUGCCAAAAUAUUUCAACUUCAAGAUAAGAUAUAAAUUAAACUUACCAUUUAUUGAAAUAUAAAUAAAACAAGUUUUUCUUUGUAAUACAUAUUUAAAGAAAACUAAUUUCUUACUUUCAUGUUUCACCUGAUGUGUAUUUAUAUAUAUAUAUAUAUAUAAGAAUAUGAUAUAAUGGAAUGUUACUUGCUAUCAUAUAUAAUUAAAUUCUAGGAUAUUUAAAUUCCAUUAACUUUAAAUGAAUUCCAAGAAUUCAGGUUUUAGUUACAGUUUUAUUUAAUUAAAUUCAUUUCAUUUUUCUAACCUACAAUCAAAGUUCCUGGCUAUAGAUACAAUUAUUUCAUUCUAGGAAUGUAAAAAAAAAAAAUUUUCUCCUGAGAGAAUUUGGCUGCUGUCCACAUGCUCUAUCCAGAUAAUGCUCAGAUGGUUGUAACAAUUUGAACAAAAUAAUAACUUUAGUUUAUGUAUUUUGCUUUUUUUUUUUAAACUACUGUGUAAUUUUGUUAUUCUAUGGAAAAUUCAAAUAAAUUUUUUUCUUUAUUUUGAUUUUGAAAUCCUAAAAAAUAUAUUCUUUAGUCUGGCCUGAUAUUAAGGUCUGUAGCUAUACACGCCUUUUGAAUCAAUGGAUUUUAUUUACAACUUGAUAGAUCUGAAAACCUCCAUUGUCUUGUAUUUAAAAUACUUGCAAAUCUUUUGGCAAAUUUCAAUAGUAACUGCUUACUUUGCUUUUUUUUUUAUGACUAAAAGAUUACUUAAUAAAUUGAAUCUCUGUUAAUAAUUAUAAGAUUGUUUAAAACUGAUUUUGUAGAUACAUUGUUGGAAUUGAUGCUCAGUUUUAGUUGAUUGUGAUCAAACUAAAACACCAUGUUUUUUAAAAAUUAUUAUACGCUGGAUUUACAGUAAGUAUAAAAUAAAAUAAAAAAAAUUUGAUAUCAAACUAAAACACCAUGGUUUUUUUAAAUUAUUAUAUGCUAGAUUUACAGUAAUUUUAAAAUAAACAAAUGAAACAUUUUAAAAUUUGUUAAGGUUAUCAAUAUUUUGUUAUUAUAUCAAGAGACAAACUAAGAUAUGUAUUUUAAGAACGUUGAAAUGUUGCUGUUGUAAAUAUUUUGUUUUAUUUGUUAAGUUACUUUUGUAAUAUCUUCUUAGUAAUUAAAAAAAAAACAACUUACAAUGUUCUAUGAAGAUGGAAAAAACAAGAACCCAUCAAUUUAAAUUUUUAAAAUCUAUUUUUUCUUAUGUAUAAUUGUUAUUUAACUGUAGUUUAUCUUACAAUAUUAUAUUUGAAUAGAGUUUAUUUAUAAAAAAUAACAUUAGUCCCAAUCUAUAAUGAAGUAAUUUUUAUAAAAUCAUUUAUUUAAUUUAAAUUUGUUAAAAUUUAAAUAAAAAGAAAUUAGAGGAAUUGUACAGAUACUUGUGUAAAUAUUUAUAUGAACUAUUAUAUAAAUGCAUUCUUUGUUAUGAAUCUCAUUAUUUAAUUAUUCAUAAUACAUAUCAAUAAUAACCCAUUUCUGUGUUCCUAACCAUGUUUGAAGAUGCCAUACACAUUUUACAAGUAAUUUUCUUGCUGUAUGUGAAUGCUGUGCUCUUUGCAACUAUUCCAACAGCAGUGAGGGGGAUCUCAUAUUGCCAUGGUUUUGACACUGUAUUCAUUUGUAAUUUGUAAAAUUAUAUUACUUUGAGUGCAGACUCAAACAGAGUUGGUGAGCAUGUGUGCUGUGGAAUCAUUACAUUUUAUCUAUUAGCACAGCGUCUGAGAAAUCUAAGCCAUGACAUGUACAAUGUGAUCUAGUAGUUCUUAAGUUAACUUUCUGUCUGAAUGGUCAGCAACCACCUGGAAUCACUUUUCCCACAGAGAGUGUAAGGAAAGAAAGGUGCACAUAGUAAAUAAUGAGCAUUAUUUAAAAAUAACAUCUGGACACAAAAAUGUAGUAACACCAUUUGAUGCUUUGUCAUUGUUAGAAAACAAACCUGGUCUUAAUAAUCUGUCAGGAAUUUCUUUAUAUUAACUUAGCAGAUUUGUAAGUAAUGUAACAAAAUAUUAAAAUCUUCAGUAAGAUUUGGUGAAAUUUACUAAAUAUUGGGUUUUUAAUGCUCUGGAAAUUUUGGAAUCUUUUAAAAAGUUUAAUCGACAUGAAACUUGUUUUUGAUGUUGCACAAUAAAAUUAGAUCUAAGUGUUUUAAAAGUUAUAAUUUAUAGAUAAUCGAAUUGCACUUUGUCUUUGAUUAAAUUUAGAUAGGGCUUCAUCAAUUUCAUUUUAAAAAAAAAAAAAUUGCAAAAUGACUAUAGUUUUGUUGGAUACUCAGUUUUAACAUUCCCUCUUCGACCCUGUUACAGUAUCAAUCAGCUGUGCUAUUGUGAAGUAUUUAUCAAAGCAUAACCAUUAUUCCUUUAAAAAUUCUGUGCCUGUAUUGACUGCAGUUUAUCAUAAACUUUUGUGCCUUGAAACUUACUUGUUAAUCAUCUGAUUAUUUAUAUUACCGUGUACGGUAUAUCUCUAAACUGUUUUUUAAAAGAUUUUUUCUGUAAAAGCUCUUUUUGAGUUUCAUAGCUUUUUUUUUUUUAAAGGCAAACUUGUGAUAGAAUAUUUGCUUGUCCAUCGCAUACUUCAUUAAACAAUGUAAUAAUAACAGAAAAAUUAAUUAGAAUUAGCAUUAUAUUAUAAAAAUUUUUUGUUAGUUUGAAAAAAUUAAAAUCAUUUCUACCUUUAUUAUUAUGGUUGCUCAUGCCCAAGUACCACUGACUGAAUGCAUACAAAUUGUUUGCUGUGUGAAGGACAAUAAUCGAAACCCUAUGUUCUGAACCUUACUGGAUACAUUUCAGAAACUCAAACUUACACGUUUAUUAGUACAGUAUAAUAUUCAGAGAUGUUCAAUUGUCAAUUGUGUAAAACUUUAUUCAUAUGACAGUAAGAUGAAGUCAAGUCAAACAUUUUAGUGCAUUUUAUAAGUUUUAUAUAUUAGUAUAAGUGUUUCAGAUCUGAGUUUUAUUACCUAUUUUUUCAGGACUAGUACUUAGGAUUUUCUAAGCCUUGGUGUACAUGCAUUCUGUUGUUUCAUAGACCAUGCUAUGCAUUCAUUUACUGAAUAUGUACUUUCCAAUUUAAACAUCACUGCACAUCUUAAAUUUUAUUUAUGGAAGACACAUACUACAAAUCCUUUAAUACUAAAAACCGGGCAUCUUUUCGAAUCUUACAUAAAUGUUAACAGAACAAAUUUUAUUUACAGAAAGAU